AGUGUGCGGUUAGGCUCUUCAGAGACACACGAGCGGGACAAAAUGGGAGUGGAAAUCGAGACCAUAACCCCCGGAGAUGGGAGGACUUUCCCCAAAAAAGGACAGACAUGUGUGGUGCAUUAUGUUGGCUCCCUGACAGAUGGACGGAAGUUUGACUCUUCCCGUGACCGUGACAAGCCAUUUAAGUUCAAGAUUGGUAAACAGGAAGUGAUUCGUGGCUGGGAAGAAGGUGUUGUGCAGAUGAGCGUUGGACAGCGUGCAAAGCUGACCUGUUCACCUGAUUUUGCCUAUGGUAAUAAAGGCCAUCCUGGGAUUAUUCCCCCAAAUGCAACCCUCAUCUUUGAUGUGGAGCUUCUCAGUUUGCAGUGAUCUACUAGUGCUUUUCUUCAUUUUUGAUUAUUUGAUAAAAGUUUCAAGUGCCAGAAGGUUUUGUGUUAACAUUGCAAACUUAAAUAAAUCAGGUUAAAUCUUU
Molecule: messenger RNA, 472 nt
Organism: Danio rerio (zebrafish)
Lineage: Eukaryota; Metazoa; Chordata; Actinopteri; Cypriniformes; Danionidae
Gene: fkbp1ab
Product: FKBP prolyl isomerase 1Ab
Cellular component (GO): cytoplasm
Molecular function (GO): peptidyl-prolyl cis-trans isomerase activity; isomerase activity
Source: RefSeq, marked provisional